AUGACCAGUAAUUUCGACAGGUACAUUGGAAGAGGAGGAUAUGGACCAGUUUAUGUUGGCUUGCUUCAAAGCAAGGAAAUAAUAGUUGAAGUAUUAUUUGAUAAGUCACAUCAGGGUCCAACAGAAUUUUCUGUAGAGGUGGAUAUGCUCUCCAGAUUACACCAUAAGAAUUCGGUAAAAUUCAUUGGCUACUACCAUGAGGAGAAUAUGAUUUAUAUUUAUGAAAUUAUGUCCAAUGGUGACCUUCGACAGUGUCUUGACAGCCAAAAUUCAUUUGGAAAAUGCCUCUAUUGGGAAACAGGGGUCAACAUUACAUUAGAUGCCGGUCAAGAUCUGGUGUAUUUAUAUGCAGGUUGUAACCCAGGCAUUAUUCACAUAGAUGUGAAGAGCUCAAAUAUCCUUCUCGAUGGUUGCAUAGAGGCAAAAGUAUCAGAUUUUGGAUUGUCUAUAAUUGGUCCUUUGGAUGGAGCUACUCGCAUAACCAUGCUAGCAAAAGGUGUCAUAGGAUACAUAGAUCCACAAUAUUACAUCCAUCAUGGAUUGAUAGAAAAAAUCGACAUAUAUAACUUUGUAGUUGUUCUAUUAGAAAUUAUUUCUGGAUGA
Cryptomeria japonica (Japanese cedar) is the source of this 603-nucleotide messenger RNA. Its product is annotated as putative leucine-rich repeat receptor-like protein kinase At2g19210. The record is from RefSeq and is a predicted model, not a curated record. Gene Ontology annotation, biological process: protein phosphorylation. The transcript has a single exon. Bases 1 to 603 code for a protein of 200 amino acids. Gene Ontology annotation, molecular function: ATP binding; protein kinase activity. Lineage: Eukaryota; Viridiplantae; Streptophyta; Pinopsida; Cupressales; Cupressaceae.